Auanema sp. JU1783 is the source of this 627-nucleotide messenger RNA. The record is from the annotation of a GenBank genome assembly. NCBI's taxonomy places the organism in Eukaryota, Metazoa, Nematoda, Chromadorea, Rhabditida, Rhabditidae.
AUGGCCAACAGAGGUGCAGCAACUCCACGAGCAGGUGGGGCCAACAAAACUUGUCAGUUCAAGCUGGUAUUGUUAGGAGAAAGUGCUGUAGGAAAAUCUUCUUUGGUCCUUCGUUUUGUUAAAGGUCAAUUCCACGAGUAUCAGGAGUCAACAAUCGGAGCUGCUUUCCUCACCCAAACGGUUUGCCUGGAUGAUGCUACUGUUAAAUUCGAGAUUUGGGACACUGCUGGUCAGGAACGUUACCAUUCACUUGCCCCCAUGUAUUAUAGAGGUGCUCAAGCUGCUAUCGUUGUUUAUGAUAUUACUAACCAGGAAUCUUUCCAAAAAGCUAAGAAUUGGGUGAAAGAACUACAACGACAAGCAUCGCCUAAUAUUGUUAUGGCUUUAGCUGGAAACAAAGCUGAUAUGGCGAACAAAAGAACUGUUGAUUAUGAAGAAGCUCAGGCUUAUGCUGAAGAUAAUGCUUUACUUUUUAUGGAGACUUCCGCUAAGACAUCUAUGAACGUUAAUGAUAUAUUCAUGGCAAUCGCCAAGAAAUUGCCUAUUGGACCUCCGCAAGGAGAACCAACUGGAACAGUCGAUAUGAACCAGCCUCAACAACAGACUAAGACUAACUGUUGCAAGUAA